AUGACCUACAUCCAGCCCGCUGACCACAAAGGCUACAUGCAGCUCGCGCUGGAGCAAGCCAAGAAAUCACCACCAAAACCCACAAACUACCGGGUUGGUGCUGUCAUCGUGGAUACAGCCUCCAACGAGAUCCUCGCAACUGGUUACACCUUGGAGCUUCCGGGUAACACCCAUGCCGAACAGUGCUGUCUCUUGAAACUGGCCGAGAAACAUGGUGUCUCUGAAGAGAAUUUGGGAGAUGUCUUGCCGACAAACCUGGCCUUGUACACCACAGUCGAGCCAUGCUCCAAGCGGCUGAGCGGAAACCUCCCCUGUGUGGAAAGAGUCAAGAGGCUGGCGGGUUGUAUCAAGACAGUCCAUGUCGGUAUUUUGGAGCCCGAGACCUUUGUCGCCGAGAACACGGGCAAGAAGAGUCUCCAAGAUGCAGGCAUUCAAGUUGUUGCCGUUGAGGGCUUCGAGAAGGAUAUCCUCGAGGUUGCCACGGCCGGACAUAUCAAAAGCUGA
This is a messenger RNA of Podospora bellae-mahoneyi, 504 nucleotides long. RefSeq lists its product as uncharacterized. Gene Ontology annotation, molecular function: diaminohydroxyphosphoribosylaminopyrimidine deaminase activity. Lineage: Eukaryota; Fungi; Ascomycota; Sordariomycetes; Sordariales; Podosporaceae. The transcript has a single exon. Bases 1 to 504 code for a protein of 167 amino acids. The record is from RefSeq and is a predicted model, not a curated record.